AUGAGGGGGUUUUACUGUAGACGAAACAACCAGCUUCAUGUUAAAGGCGGUUUUAAGUCGACUCUUCCCUGCAGCUUGCAAUCACGACCUCUCCUCCACCCACACACCCUUCGGCACUUUCCUCCCCACCCACCUCCCCUCCCUUACUCCCUUUGUUCCCCGAUCCUCCCCUCCCUCCUUCACCCCCCUCCCCGCUCUCUUCCCCACCUUCCCACCUCUUCAUUCCUCUUCACCCCUCCCCACCCCUCCCCACCCCUCCUCACCCCUCCCAGCCACGAUGGGCUGCUGCAGUGCCCUGCCAACAGUAGCACGGGCGACCUCUUCCUCCCAGCCUUAGAGGCAGGCGCCGUUGCUGCAGGAACCGUGCCUUUACCCCUCUUCACAACCGUUCACCCCUCUGCACCCCUCCGCAACCCCCUCAGGCACGAUGGGAUUCUGCAGUGCCCUGCCGACAACAGCACGGGCGACCUCUUCCUGCCAGCCCUAGAGGCAGGCACUGUUGCUGCCGGCACCGUGCCUUGGCACACUACCAGGGGGAAGUUUCUGCUGCUGCACUGCGUCAGAGGGCAGGUGGGUACUGGGGAAGGUUGGUGCCAGCCAGGGCAGCUGCAGGUGUUGAAAGGGAGGCACCGUGCCUUGAGGGCAGGUGGGUACUGGGAAAGGUGGGUGCUGGGGACGGUGGGUGCUGGGGAAGGUGGGUACUGGUUGGUACUGGGGAAGGUGGGUGGGUGCUGCUUCCCCAACCUGCUCUCUCUCCCGCCCCUCUCCCUCCCCUCUGCCCCCUCCUCCUUCCUCUCCUCCUUCCAAUCUUUAACCCCCGCAACCCCCCACCCUCUCUGCUCCACCCUACCCUUCCAACAGAUCAGCUACCGAGUGCUCCGCAUAAAGAAUCACCUCCUGCUAGCCGCCCUCUUCUCUCGCACGCUCAUAGUGCCCUCCCCUCUCCCUCCUCCCCUCCUCCUCCCCCCCUCCCCCACCCCGAUAACAGAUCAGCAACCGGGUGCUGUGCAUAAAGAAAGGGCCGCACGCUCAUCGUGCCCUUUCACCACCCAGAGCAACCGGGUGCUGUGCAUAAAGAAUCAUCUCCUCCUGGCCGGCCUGCUCUCCCGCACGCUCAUCGUGCCCUUCCACCACUCAGAGGUGAUCAGCAACCGGGUGCUCUGCAUAAAAAACCAUCUCCUUGUAGCCGGUCUUCUCUCUCGCACGCUCAUAGUGCCCUUCCACCACUCAGAGGUGAUCAGCAACCGGGUGCUCUGCAUAAAAAACCAUCUCCUUCUAGCCGGUCUUCUCUCUCGCACGCUCAUAGUGCCCUUCCACCACUCAGAGGUGAUCAGCAACCGAGUUCUCUGCAUAAAAAACCACCUCCUGCUAGCCGGCCUCCUCUCUCGCACGCUCAUAGUGCCCUUCCACCACUCAGAGGUGGUGCGCAACUACAACAUGCACGUCGCUCUCGACGUGGAGCACCUGCGCCGCUGCUUCGGGAAGGUGGUCUUCACCACUGCAGAGUACCGGAGGAAAUACGUGAAGCCGAUCAACGUCACGGAGGUGGUGUGCUGGCACGGCCCCAAGGGAGCGUGCAGGGAGGAGGAUAAGGAGCUGCUGUUGAAUUGCCCGGCGCCCGAGACCAUGAACACGCCGGCUUCCGUGCUCGUUGGGGGCGACGGAGAGGCACUCAGAAAGAUCGGCAAGCCGGGGUUUGUGUUCAACACGCGGGUGCGCAUCACCCGUACGCUCUUCAGAGGCCAGCUCACCCGGUUGACAGGCAACCACACGGCCCUGGCUGCAUGCCUGCCCAUGGCUGCAACGAAGUCACAGGUCCUAGAGGCGUAUGGAAACAACCAGUCUCCAGUGCUGGUGGUGGGAGACCUCGUCAACAUUCACUUCACCGAGUGGCCUGAGAGCGACGCUGCUCUUGACCUCCCGUUCGAGCGCUCUAGCGACUGCCCCACAGCUCUCCUCAUCAAGCCGGCAGCGGCCAUGUUCUUUGCGGCGGAGCUGUUUGUGCGCGAGACGUUUCAGCGCGAGCGCUUUGUCGGCAUGCACUGGCGGCGGGGGGACUUCAAGGCCUACUGCUUUUGGCACGGACCCAAGAACGCAUGUUACUUCCCCGUGCAGCAGGUGGCGUAUUGGGUGUAUCGCAAGAUGAGGGAGCUGGGAAUCAACAACCUCUUCCUCGCCACCAAUGCCAAGCAUGCCGAGUUAGAGGAGCUUACAGUGUUGCUGAACUAG
Closterium sp. Naga37s-1 is the source of this 2229-nucleotide messenger RNA. NCBI's taxonomy places the organism in Eukaryota, Viridiplantae, Streptophyta, Zygnematophyceae, Desmidiales, Closteriaceae. The record is from the annotation of a GenBank genome assembly.